GGGCGCCGGAGCCGGGAGCGGUGCAGUGUGGGAUAGUCGCUGGUCCUCCGGCUGGGCGCCGGAGCCGGGAGCGGUGCAGUGUGGGAUAGUCGCUGGUCCUCCGGCUGAGCGCCGGAGCCGGGAGCGGGAACGACGGCGCCGGGUCACCGCCCGACCCUGCAGAGACAACGUGUGGUGAUGGCUGAGAAUGGAUGAUGAUGACCCGACCAUCAAGCCUCGUCGGAUUGAGAACCAGAAUGUGGUUUACCGGCUGGAGCGGCGGCGCAUGCACUCGGGCAGGCCAGGUGCCCACUGGUACAUGGUGCGAUGCCUGCACCAGAACGUCUUCCCCAACUUCACCGUGGUCAACGUGGAAAAGCCCCCCUGCUUCCUGCGCAAGUUCUCCCCUGAUGGACGCUACUUCAUUGCCUUCUCCCUGGACCAGACCUCGCUGGAGAUCUACGAGUACCAGGGCUGCCAGGCUGCCGAGGACCUCCUGCAGGGGCACGAUGGGGAGAUCAUGCUGAAUGGCAGCGGCGACCUGCAGUCGGUCAAUGUCCGCGGCAAGCUCUUCGAGCGCUUCUUCGUGCUGCUGCACGUCACCAGCGUGGCGUCGAACGGGGAGCACCUGAACCGCGAGUGCAGUCUGUUCACCGACGACUGCCGGUACGUCAUCGUUGGGUCGGCCGCCUACCUCCCUGAAGAGCCCCAUCCUCUCUUCUUCGAGGUUUAUCGAAACAAUGAGUCGGUCACGCCGAACCCUCGCUCUCCUCUGGAAGAUUACUCCCUGCACAUCAUUGAUCUGCACACAGGGAGCCUCUGCGAUACACGAUCAUUCAAGUGUGACAAGAUCAUUCUCUCGCACAACCAAGGGCUUUACCUGUAUAAGAACAUCCUGGCCGUUCUCUCUGUGCAGCAUCAGACCAUCCACGUGUUUCAGGUCACACCCGAGGGGACCUUCAUUGAUGUUCGCACCAUCGGGCGGUUCUGCUAUGAAGAUGACCUCCUCACCAUCUCUGCGGUGUACCCUGAGGUGCAGGGCGACGCGCAGAAUGCCACCUCACGGCCCUUCAAGGAGAAGACGCUGAACUCGCUGAAGCACCGGCUGCUGGUGUACCUGUGGCAGAGAGCGGAGCACGACGGCAGCGCCGCAGCCAAGCGCCGCUUCUUCCAGUACUUCGAUCAGCUGCAACAGCUGCGCAUGUGGAAGAUGCAGCUUCUGGAUGAGAACCAUCUCCUGAUCAAGUACACAAGCGAGGACGUGGUGACACUCCGGGUCACGGACCCUUCUCAGCCGUCGUUCUUUGUUGUUUAUAACAUGGUUACCACUCGGGUCCUGGCUGUGUUUGAGAAUACUUGCGACGAGCUUUUACAACUGUUUGAGAAUUUCUGCGACCUCUAUCGAAACGCCACCCUGCACAGUGAAGCAGUCCAGUUUCCCUGCUCUGCAUCCAGCAAUAACUUUGCCAGGCAGAUCCAGCGAAGGUUUAAAGACACUAUUGUGAAUGCCAAAUACGGGGGUCACACUGAGGCAGUGAGGCGACUGCUUGGGCAGCUCCCCAUCAGUGCACAGUCGUACAGCAGCAGCCCAUACCUUGAUCUCUCCCUCUUUAGCUACGAUGACAAGUGGGUCUCAGUAAUGGAGCGGCCAAAGACUUGCGGGGAUCACCCCAUCAGAUUUUAUGCUCGGGACUCGGGCCUACUGAAGUUCAAAAUCCAAGCAGGGCUGCUGGGUCGGCCGGUUAAUCACACGGUGCGGCGCCUCGUGGCUUUCACCUUUCAUCCUUUCGAACCAUUUGCCAUUUCAGUACAGAGGACCAACGCGGAGUACGUGGUCAGUUUUCACAUGCGUCACACGUGUGUGUGAAGAUGGUGUUGGGCCCACAUCAUUGGGGUGUGUCAGGAGGAGAUCUAAACGCGAGUCUGGAACCACCAAAGGUACAACUUGGAAGAAGCGUAGUGGAAGGCAUCAACCUUAGAUUCAGUAUUCUAACUCGUCUUUCACACCCAAUCCGCUGAGCGGCCAGGAAAGUGGAUGACCAAGUCAGUGGAAAAGGUAAACCUCUUGACAGUGGCAUCUCUGGAGCGCUGGUCCCCGAUGUUGUGCAACUAUCAUUUAUUUUCAGUUCAUUGCUCAAAUGACGGCAGACCCGGCAAUCGAACAGUUCACUACCAGCUUGGGAUAGACACGAAAUGCUGGAUUACUCCAGCAUUUUGUGUCGCUCUUCGGUUUAAACCAGCAUCUACAGUUCCUCCCUACACACUACCAGCUUGGGAAUCGAUGGAGUCGGUGCAAUAAAACAUGGUUCAUUGUUUUACCAUUUGGCGGAAGUGAAGUCCCAUUUUAAACUGGGAACCAAGGAUGGAUGAGUCUUAUUGUGGACAGGGAAGGGAGUGGUGGUGAGAAUCUGGAAUUGCUAAUAUUAUUAAUAAUAAAAUCAGAAAUUGAUGGAAGUAUGUAGCAGUUCAAAAGCCUGGGGAUACAGAAAAUGGUAUUAAAGUCUUCCUCUGGAAGCUUGGAGUAAUUAGGUGGAUUCUCUCCAAAAUAUUGACCUGUUUUGUUUUCUGUAGCUGUAGGUUUAUUUGUGUUCCUGUGAAAUGACCUUUUUUAAAUUGAAACUGGAUAUAAUGUACCAGCUCUGUCCAAUUGAAGGUCCUGUUGCCUAGAGAUGUAUUGUUGGUUGCGAUUGCUAAAUAGCAUCUCUGACCGUAUCUCAGUCUUGUACUCUGCUCCGACUGAGGUUGGUCUUAUGACUGGCAAGGAAUUUCUGGGCAUCAGUUUUCUUUUAAUUUCACCAGUGUUGUGAAUUUAUUGUACCACAUUUAAUUUCACGUGGAAGUGUUCUGCUACCAUGGAACCAGGUUUGCAUUCCCCUCCUGUAUGCAAGAAUUAUUGUACGAUGAAUUUCUAAUUUUACAAAUGACUUUCAACUCGUUUUCAUCUGAAUGCUACAUUUUAUAAACACCUUUAUACUUAAGGACAUCACAUUGGUCAAUAAAAUUUUUGCAGAAUGGU
Molecule: messenger RNA, 2995 nt
Organism: Leucoraja erinaceus (little skate)
Lineage: Eukaryota; Metazoa; Chordata; Chondrichthyes; Rajiformes; Rajidae
Gene: det1
Product: DET1 partner of COP1 E3 ubiquitin ligase
Exons: 6
Coding region: 188-1846 (552 amino acids)
Biological process (GO): protein ubiquitination; positive regulation of proteasomal ubiquitin-dependent protein catabolic process
Cellular component (GO): cullin-RING ubiquitin ligase complex; nucleus
Molecular function (GO): ubiquitin-like ligase-substrate adaptor activity; ubiquitin protein ligase binding
Source: RefSeq, a predicted model, not a curated record